This is a messenger RNA of Chenopodium quinoa (quinoa), 2678 nucleotides long. Its product is annotated as pentatricopeptide repeat-containing protein At1g03560, mitochondrial-like. Bases 141 to 2117 code for a protein of 658 amino acids. Gene Ontology annotation, molecular function: protein binding. The transcript has a single exon. The record is from RefSeq and is a predicted model, not a curated record. Lineage: Eukaryota; Viridiplantae; Streptophyta; Magnoliopsida; Caryophyllales; Amaranthaceae.
UUUCUUUUUCGGAAAAAAAAAUAGUUGUACAAAAAAUGACAAAGUUUCGAUCUAGAACAAAGUUACGAAAAUUUAAUUUAUGGCUUAAUGGCUUUGAUAUAUAGAAGUAGAGAAGACAAUCACCUCAAAAACCCUUCAAAAUGAGAAAACCCCUUGUUAUUCUCACACCACUUUCAACCUUCUUAAGAGCUUCCACCUUCAUCAAUGGCGUUCCCCGCCAUUAUUUUCUCUCUCCUCCAACCUCCAAUUCCCAACCCCAGCUCCAAAUCCCUCGACCUAACUCUGAACUCAAAUGGGUAUUCUUCACUACUUCUUCACUCCCUCCACCUGAAUGGAUCGAACCCUUCACUGACAUCUCCGACGUCGUUUUACAACCCCACCAAAAUCUCCAACCCUCUAUUUGGGUUUCUCGAAUCCUCGAACUCCUCGAUGGUUCAUCAUUAAUGGAGUCUAAUUUGAGUAAUUAUUGCAAUAAGUUUUUGAUUAGAUUAACGCCUAAUUUUGUUGCUUUUGUGUUGGGUUCAACUCAGGUGAAAACGAACCCAGAUAAUGCUUUUCGCUUCUUUUGUUGGGCUGGUAAGCAAAAGAAUUAUAGUCAUAAGCUUGAAUGUUAUGUUACUAUGAUUGAUGUUUUGAGUGUUUCAAAUAAUGUUGAUAGGAUUAAGACUGUGUUUGGUAAGUUUAAGAGGUUGGAUUUUGUUAUGAAUGUGAAUUGUUUUAAUUCUUUGAUCAAGAGUUUUGGGAAUUUGGGAAUGGUUGAGGAAUUAUUGUGGGUAUGGCGGCGAAUGAAGGAUAAUGGGAUUGAACCUAGCCUGUAUACUUAUAAUUUCCUCAUGAAUGGACUUGUGAAUUCUAUGUUUAUCGAGUCGGCUGAGCAGGUUUUCGAGGUGAUGCGAAAUGGGAAAACUCGGCCUGAUAUUGUUACUUAUAAUACUUUGAUUAAAGGGUAUAGUAAGGCUGGGAAGACCGGGAAGGCGAUGGGGAUGUUGAAAGAGAUGGAAAUUGGAAAUGUAGAGCCUGAUAAGAUUACUUACAUGACUUUGAUACAGCUUUGUUAUGGAGAGAGUGAUUUUGAUGCUUGUUUGUCUCUUUACCAUGAGAUGGUGGAGAAGGGAUUGGAAAUACCACCUCAUGCUUAUAGUUUGGUGAUUUGUGGGCUUUGUAAGGGUGGGAAGUAUGCCGAAGGAAAUGUGGUUUUCGGGGACAUGAUUCAGAGGGGAUGUAAGGCUAACAUUGCAAUAUAUACUGCGUUAAUUGAUUCGUAUGUCAAGGGUGGAAAUGUGGAGUAUGCUAUCAGUCUUUUGAAGAAAAUGAAGAAAGAGGGUCUUUCUCCUGAUGAGGUUACUUGUGGCGCCAUUAUCAAUGGGCUCUGCAGGAAUGGUAGACUAGAAGAGGCCAUGGAAUACUUCAGGGUGUGCACAUACGAUGGGAUUGGUGUAAAUGCUACCAUAUAUUGCUCUCUUAUUGAUGGACUGGGCAAGGGAGGGAAAGUAAAGGAAGCGGAAAGGCUUUUUGAAGAGAUGGCUGUGAAGGGUUGCACUCGUGAUUCUUAUUGCUAUAAUGCAAUGAUCGAUGCUCUUGCAAAAUGUGGCAAAAUUGACGAAGCUUUGACACUCUUUGAUCAGAUGGAUGAUGAGGGUUGUGACCAGACAGUUUAUACGUACACCAUACUCAUAGAUGGAUUGUUUAAAAAACACAAGAAUGAAGAAGCAUUGAAGUUGUGGAAUACGAUGAUUGAUAAGGGAGUUGCACCUACUGCAGCUUCUUUCAGAGUUCUUGCAAUCGGACUUUGUCUUUCUGGUAAGGUUGCCAGGGCUUGCAGAAUUUUGGAUGACCUAGCACCUAUGGGUGUCAUACCUGAAAAUGCCUGUGAAGAUAUGAUUAACGCACUUUGUAAAGCAGGGCGCAUAGAGCAGGCUUGUAAAUUGGCUGAUGGGAUUGUUGAUAGGGGCCGAGAGAUACCUGGGAGAGUUCGUACUAUAUUGAUCAAUUCCCUGAGAAAAGCAGGAAAUGCAGAUUUGGCAAUGAAAUUGUUGCAUAGUAAAAUUGGUAUUGGCUAUGAUAGAAUGGGGAGCGUUAAAAGACGAGUAAAGUUCAGAACUCUCCUUGACAUUUAGAUCUCAGAGGUGAUUGUUCAUGAGGUGACAAAACACGUUUGGGAGAGAGGAAUCGAAUGGUAUACAACAUUAUUUAACAAGAUUUGGGUAAGUAAUAUAUGCCAUUUGAAAGGGAAAAAAGUACCCUACUCCCUUUGCAUAAGAACGAAGGCGAGGCCUAAUAUUGUGCCAAGAGUCCAAGACUGCCAAUUAUCGAGGGAUCAAACUAAUGAGUGAAAUCUGAAUAGCCUUCUGUUGGUCAAAAACUACUAUGGAUAGAGUCUGACCUUUUGUCUGACAAUCACAUUAGGAAGAGGAAAAGCAAAGUAAAUGAUUCGUCACUGAAGUAUGUGAAAUGCCUUUUAUUGUCCAACAAUUUUUAGAGGCAAGGCCUUUCACUCUUACUUUGAAGUUUAGAAGAUCAGAGAUGAAGUCAUGUUUGGACAUUAUCCAGGCCAUUGGAGGUACAAAAGCAGUGAUAUGAAAACAGAUUCAGAAAGUUGAGAAAUAAUCGUGUGUUAUCCGGAGUAUUAAAUUAUUAACUUUGUUUCAAAUAAAAUUGCACUAUUUUGACAUUUUUAA